AUGACAACAAAUAAUAAUCAAAAAAUACAACAAAAUAUAGAUUAUACCAAAAAAUUCAUAAAUCAACAACAAUUUGAAUUAUUCAAUAGUAAUAAUUUGUCAAUAAGUUCAAAUUCUAUUGAUAUGGAUAUAGAUAAUAACGAUAAAGAUUAUGAACAAAUAUCGUCAAGUGUUGAUGCAAUAACAAGCAUGAAACAUACUUUCGAUAGUAUAAAUAAAAAUAAUAGUGAACAACAAAUGACUGCACUCGAUUAUUGUCGUUGGAUGUUGACAAAAUUAAAUUUAGCUAUUACCGCAUUAGAACCAGUCUUAGUAAAUUUGGGUAUUUCUACUGAAAUUGCAGAUUCUUAUUUAAAAACAUUUGAAAUUCCUUCACCUGAAGAUAUUCAUAUAACUGCUCAAGAACCAUUAAAAAUAUUAUCGAAUUUGUUUCAAAUGUCAAUUAAUAUAUUGCCAUCUUUUCGUCAAAUAAACAAUGUUGAUGAUUUUAAUAAUACAAUUCCUAUAGGACAAGAAUUAAAUGAAACACCUGAAAGAACAAUUGGAGCACCAAGUGAACAAAAUGAAUGUCAUUUUAAUGGAGAAAUUCAAGCAAUAAUAUCAUCGAAUUUACCAAGAUUUUUUAAUUCGAAAGAUACUUGUCUAACAAUAUCUUUAUCGGAAUUAUUAUUACAAGCUCAAAAAUAUGUUCAAGAAAUAGAAUUAGCCGAACUUAAAAUAUAUGAACAACCACAAGAAUUUUGGAAAAAACGUUCAAUUAAUUGUUUAAAAAAUAAAUGGUGUCCAGCUAUUCAUGGACGAAGUGGUAAACAACGACAUUAUAUUGGUAUAAAAUGGUCAAAAUUUAUCGAUUCUAAUCCAAAUAAUUUAUUUGUUUUUGUUCAAUUACUUUCAUAUGAUAAUCAAUCACAUUUAUCAAAAGUUUUAGUACCACCAGAAACAACAGUUAAACAAAUAAAAUCAUCAGAAAAAAAACAACAAAGAAAUAAUAGACGUCAAACACUUAGUGAUUUGAUUAUCAAAGAUAUAUAUGGUUUUGAUAAAACAACAAAUACAAUCCUUUGUCCUAUAACUGAAGAUGAAUAUCGUCGAUGUCAAAAAAAUUUAAAAGUACUCAUGUUCAGUUUAUAUAAAACAAGUGAAGAAAUUGAAAAUUUAAAUUCUAUACAAGAUUUAAAUGAUAAUCAAACAGUAAACAAAGAUGAAGAUAAUGAAAUAUUUGCAGAUGAAGACGAAGAUAGUUCUAUGGAAAAUCAAUUACUUAAAUUAUGUAAACUUCGUAUUCGUCUUUGUCGACGAACAGAUGAAAAUACAUUAGAAUAUAUAUCCAAUUUCAUCGAUACUGAAUGGAUCGAAGAAAGUAAAGGUAAUGAACCAUUAGCUAUUGAUCCAUCAAAAGUAACUCCAAAAUAUCUUUGUAAAUGUGGUAAUGAAAUAAUUAAAGUACCAUUAAAUACGGAUAGUGAAAAAAAUGGUUUUGUUGUACGUUUAAAUAAUGCAGAAUUAGAUUCUUCUCAAAUUCAUGGAGUUAAAGAUAAACAAAUAUUUUUUAAAUCACUUCCAAAUAAAAUACCUAAACAAAAUUCUCUACAUGUAAUGGUGUCAAAAAAAAGUGUUUCAAAAACAAUUAAAUUAAAACAUAAUCCAUAUGAUGGUCUUGAUGAAAAUACUCUUUUAAAUUUUUGUAUAAAUUAUGUGGAAAAUAGUGAUAAUCCACAUAAUCAUAAAAAUGACCGAUACAAAAUUUCAAUGCAAAAGAAUGAAAUCAAUCGAAUCAAUACAUAA
Rotaria sp. Silwood1 is the source of this 1785-nucleotide messenger RNA. Lineage: Eukaryota; Metazoa; Rotifera; Eurotatoria; Philodinida; Philodinidae. The record is from the annotation of a GenBank genome assembly.